UUUUUUUAGUUUGUUAAUUUCUUCUCUUAUACGGAGACGACGAGCCUUCCUGUUUUUGAUGUUUUCGAAACCAGAUCAUUCUUUGGAGAAAUGGUUACUCGUUGUUACUGCUCCUAGUCAAGGAAAAAAGAAAAGGAAAGGAAAAAAAAAGAAAAAGAAAGUACUGGUUUAGUAGUUCUUUUUAUAUUUAAUAUAUGCAGCAGUGGGGGAAAAAAAAAAAUAAAAUAAAAAGGAAGAAGAACACUGGUCUCCUUCUGUAUAUGCCUGUCACAUUGCCAGUUUCCAUCUUCGUUUGUUUGUGAGCUAUCGAGAGUUCGAAGCUGGGUACUAUCUUAAUGAACUUUUCUUUUAUCUACGGGGCUUGUAAAUCAGGAAGAACUGGAACGUCUGUGCAGUUUAAGAGUCGCAGAGACAUGACUUGGGAAUGAAAGCUUUGUUCUUUGCUAAAUCAGCGAAGAAUUUCAUAUCAACUUUGAAAAUAUCUGCUGGCAGCUUUGGAAGUACAAGGAAUUGUGACUGCAUCUGGGGUUUUCUCAUUCUAUUAUGCCCUCAAGUUGAACUAAGAGCAUAAUUCUUUUGACUGCACUGAAGAAAUGGGUUGUGUAGCAUCGAAGAUUCAUAAGGAAGAGAGGGUGCAGAUUUGCAAGGAGAGAAAGAGGCUAAUGAAACAAUUGGUAGUGUUUCGAGGAGAAUUUGCAGAUGCUCAAUUGGCUUAUUUGAGAGCGCUGAAGAAUACUGGUGUAACCCUUAGGCAAUUCACUGAAUCAGAGUCAUUAGAGCUUGAAAAUACCUCUUAUAUCCAAGCAUUACCGCCUUCCCCUCCUCUUCCUUUACCUCCUUCGCCUCCACCACCGCCUACUUUUAGCCCUGAUUCAAGAAAGUCCACCAAUAAUCAGAAAGUAGACAUUGCUCAAGAAGAAAGCAUAAAAAUAGAUGAGUAUGAUUCUUCUCAAAUCUUCAGUUACAAUGACUGGGAUACUUAUUAUCCACAACAUCCGGGGAAGAACAAAAUGGUGGAAUCAGUAGGAGAGGAGGAAGCUUGGGCAGAGACUAAGACAGAAUUUGAGGAAGAAGAUCGGGAAGAGGAGAAUGUUGGGAUUGCGGUUUCUAAUUCACUUUCUCAGGUACAGAAGCCUUUAAAAUUGAUUGAUGAUGACUUAUCAAUGGUGAGCUCUUGUACUAAAGAUACUGCACAUAUGGCCAUGGUGCAGUGGAGAAGCAAGAAGACCUUGGAAGGUAUUGUUAAGGAGUUAGAUGAUUAUUUCCUUAAAGCAUCAGCAGGUGGAAAGGAAAUUGCUGUUCUCAUGAACAUUUCAAGAGGGGAUUCUUAUCUACCUCAGAAUUCCAAAGAAAAUAAAAGGAAGCGUAGUAAUUCUGCAAAGGUUUUCAGUGCUCUGGCAUGGAAUUGGUCUUCUAAGUCUCUUCAGUAUCCAAAAGAUGCUACUGAAGUUUAUAAUCCCAGUGAACCAUGCAAGCCUGGAGCCCAUUGCGUCACACUUGACAAACUAUAUACAGCAGAACAGAAACUUUACAAGGAAGUGAAAGAAGAAGAAAUUACCAAAAUAGAGCUUGAGAAAAAGACAAUGUUGUUGCUGAAACAAGAAGAAGAAAACCAUGACUGGACCAAGACUGAUAAAACCCGAUCGAUUGUUGAGGGUUUGGAGGCUGAUGUCAGAAGGCUUCAGCAUUCAAUAAGUAAUACUUGUUCGUCUAUAUUGCAACUUAUUGAUGUGGAGCUGUACCCUCAACUUGUCACAUUAACUUCUGGGUUGAAAAAUAUGUGGAGAACUAUGUAUGAGUGCCACCAGGUUCAGAAUCAUAUCUCUCAGCAGCUGAACCAUCUCACUGAUAAUCAAGAUACAGAAAUGACUACUGACGCUCAUCGCCAUGCCACAGUUCAGCUAGAAACUGAGGUCAAUUCCUGGUACAUCAGCUUCUGCAAACUUGUAAAAUCCCAACAGGAGUAUGUGACAACUCUCUGUAGGUGGAUCCAGCUAACUGACUGCCUUGUAAAUGACAAUCAGCAUAGUAGUUACUCAUCUGCAGUUUGUAGUCUGUGUGAGGAGUGGCAGCUUGCCUUUGAUAGAUUGCCUGAUAAGAUAGCAUCAGAGGCCAUCAAAAGCCUUUUGUCUGCCAUCCAUGCAAUAAUGCUGCAGCAGGAAGAGGAACACAACCUUCAUAAAAAAUCUGACAAACUUGAGAAAAGAUUGGAGAAAGAAUUGUUCUCCCUUGCUGAAAUGGAGAAAAAGGUUGAUUGGAGCUUUGCAGCUGGAGACACGCGAUCCGAUUUAAGCCCUAAACAUCCCUUGUCAAUUAAGCGUGCCAAAACUGAAGCCUUGAAGAUACGGGUGGAUACUGAGAAGACCAAGUAUUUGAACUCAAUCAAGUUUACAAGAGUUAUGACACUAAACAAUCUUAAAACAGGCCUCCCUAAUAUGUUUCAAGCAUUAAUGGGGUUUUCCAGUGCUUCUGCACAGGCCUUUGAGGCUGUUCAUAGCUGCAGCGGAACUGCAGUUGAUUGUGAUGCAUCAGAAAGCUCAAUGAGCUAAAUUGUUAAAAGAAUGAGAUGAAGUGAGAACUAGUUGCACUUUGUAGAGCCAUUUGGUCAAAUAUAUAGGCCCUAGUGCAAGUUCUUUGUGAAAUCCAAAGAUGGAGAUCAAGUUGUAAUAAAAUUUAAAUUUUGUUUAUAGUGACAAAUUAUUGUGUUUUCAAAAUUAUACUUGACAGAGUGGAGUUCUUGUGAUGUUUCUUGUGUAUUAGAAGUGCAACACCUUCAAUCAUAUUCAAGUGUAUUUUUUCUUU
Jatropha curcas is the source of this 2802-nucleotide messenger RNA. RefSeq names its product benzoyl-CoA reductase subunit C, putative (DUF630 and DUF632). The record is from RefSeq and is a predicted model, not a curated record. NCBI's taxonomy places the organism in Eukaryota, Viridiplantae, Streptophyta, Magnoliopsida, Malpighiales, Euphorbiaceae.